Molecule: messenger RNA, 933 nt
Organism: Lampris incognitus (smalleye Pacific opah)
Lineage: Eukaryota; Metazoa; Chordata; Actinopteri; Lampriformes; Lampridae
Product: olfactory receptor 51E1-like
Exons: 1
Coding region: 1-933 (310 amino acids)
Biological process (GO): G protein-coupled receptor signaling pathway
Cellular component (GO): membrane
Molecular function (GO): olfactory receptor activity; G protein-coupled receptor activity
Source: RefSeq, a predicted model, not a curated record
AUGAUGCAUAAUGUGUCCUUCAUAACAGUGUUUACUCUCUCAGGGUUGAAUGAGAUAAUGGACCUGCGACUCACUCUCUUCUUUCUCUCUCUGUUGUGUUACUGUGUGAUUUUAAUGGUAAAUGUCUGUCUCAUCGUAACUAUCAUUAUGGAUGAAAACCUGCAUGAACCCAUGUACAUUUUGUUGUGUAGCUUUUGUAUCAAUGGACUUUAUGGAGCCACAGGCUUCUACCCAAAGUUCCUCUGGGAUCUGCUGUCGCCACUUCAUGUCAUCUCUUAUGCUGGCUGCCUGUUACAGGCUUUUGUGAUGCACUCGUUUGCUUGCAGUGAUCUUUCCAUCCUUGCAGUUAUGGCCUAUGACAGAUAUCUGGCCAUAUGUCGGCCACUGGAGUACCACGCUGUCAUGACCAAGCAGAGACUCUCCCAAUUAGUGUGUUGGUCUUGGAUUUUACCAUUUUGCAUUGUAGGUACCAAUCUUUUUUUAACAUCUAGUUUAAGGUUAUGCAGUUCAAAUAUUGAGAGACUAUUUUGUAUAAACAGGGUAAUUGUAAAACUUGCAUGCCCCUCCAUCAACACCAAUAUAUACAAUAUUGUUACAUAUUUAACAAUAUCAUUCUAUGUGUCUCAUGGUUUGGUUAUAACCUGGUCCUACAUGUAUCUGAUCAGGACAUGUGUGAGGUCAGUCGAGGAAAGUGGAAAGUUCAUGCAGACAUGUUUGCCACAUUUAAUCUCGUUAUUCAUAUUUCUUGUGUGCAUACUUUUCGAUGUCAUUUGCACGAAAUUUGGCUCAAAAUAUUUACCUCAAAUGCUUCAAAAUGUGAUUUCAAUCGAAUUUCUCCUAAUCCCCCCAGUCAUGAAUCCCCUUAUAUAUGGGUACAAACUAACUAAAAUUCGAAACAGGAUUCUGAGUUUUGUCACUGCUAAACGAAACUGA